Molecule: messenger RNA, 1146 nt
Organism: Salarias fasciatus (jewelled blenny)
Lineage: Eukaryota; Metazoa; Chordata; Actinopteri; Blenniiformes; Blenniidae
Gene: tmem234
Product: transmembrane protein 234
Exons: 5
Coding region: 222-707 (161 amino acids)
Source: RefSeq, a predicted model, not a curated record
CUGAAGCUGAAGUCACCCAGACGUGUUCCAGCUGGGCUGUCCUCCAGCGCCCUCUGCUGGUCGCUCUGGAGAAUACAGUCACAGCAAGCUGCGUUCAAGGACACCACGCCGUUUAACAACCCAGAACCAUCAGAUUAAAGUCCGAUGUCUUAAAGCGCCCCGAUACCGAGGACGGUGUUCCAGCUGCGGUGAGGCUGAGAGGGAGGGACCCGGGAACUUCAAUGCUGAAGAGGCGUUCAGGAACACUUCCGGGUCCUGAACGCAGCUUGUAUUCGACGCUUCCCGUCAGAAUGGUGACAGGAGGUGAGGUCCUCAGCCUGGUCCUGGUCUCCCUGCUGUGGGGCUGCACCAAUCCCUUCCUGAGGACGGGUUCUGCGGGUCUGGAGCGCGUGAGGGAACCGAGCAGAGUGCGGCAGCUGCUGGCGGAGGUCCGGUUCCUGCUGCUGAACGUCCAGUACAUGGUCCCGUUCCUCCUGAACCAGAGCGGCUCGGCGGUGUUCUACUACACUCUGUCCAGCACCGACCUGUCUGUGGCGGUUCCUGUGGCCAACUCCCUGACCUUCGUCUGGACGCUGCUCACCGGCCGGCUCCUCGGUGAGGAACUCGGAGGAAAACAGGCGGUCCUGGGAAUGUUCCUCACCAUGGCCGGCAUCACGCUGUGUGUCGUCAGCUCCACGGAACCCCUCGGUUCUGACCGGCACGCAUGACGGAGAACACCAGCAAGAACUCGGGGGAUGAAGAACAUGAUGGACGGAGAACAUGACGGACGGAGAACAUGACGGACGGAGAACAUGACGGACGGAGAACAUGACAGAUGGAGAACGCGGGGAUGGAGAACAUGAUGGAUGGAGAACAUGAUGGAUGGAGAACAUGAUGGAUGGAGAACAUGACGGAUGGAGAACGCGGCCCAGACGUGCUCUGGUCAGUCGUUCUGCUGGUGGAAGUGGAAGCUGGAUCAUGUCAGCUGACUGCAGAACCCGCUCCAGGUUCCAGCCUGGUUCUGAUGCUGCGGUAACGGAACAGUCUUCACUCAGCUGGGUUCUGUUGGCUUCGUUUAAAAGCGUUUCAGGACAGAAUGAAGUGAAAAGACGAGACGAGCUGAAACAGCUCAUUCUGAAUGAAAUGAUUCUGAAAUAAAUGUAAUUU